This is a messenger RNA of Triticum aestivum (bread wheat), 1146 nucleotides long. RefSeq names its product F-box protein DOR-like. Lineage: Eukaryota; Viridiplantae; Streptophyta; Magnoliopsida; Poales; Poaceae. Gene Ontology annotation, molecular function: protein binding. The coding region runs from base 1 to 1146 and encodes 381 amino acids. The transcript has 2 exons. The record is from RefSeq and is a predicted model, not a curated record.
AUGCCAGACAAGAAAGGCGCAACCAUGCUUGAGGACCUGCCAGGGGAGAUUAUGGACAUGAUACUCAUCCAAUUGCCCUCCAAAGACGUCGGCUGUUGUCGAGUUGUCAACACGUCAUGGCGCAGUGCCACAUCCACCCCCAAAUUCAUGCUCGAACACCACCGCCGACAGCCAUUGGUUCCCAUUGUUGAUGCGCAUGGGCGGGCUGUCAGUCAUGUCGUCUUUGGUGACAUCGGUGGUGGCACCUCCAGUCAAGAGCUCUGGCCGUUGGUCCGGGAAGGCAAUCUCAGUUUCACUCUCAAAGGCUCCUGCGAUGGCUUCUUGAUUAUCUACCAUCACACGCAACCCAGUUUCUUCAUCUGCAACCCGGUCACCUGCAAGUAUGUUAUCCUACCGCAGCCUCAAGGGCAAUUCAACUUCGUAAUUGGUUUCUACCGCCACCAUCCAACUGGAGAAUAUAGGGUGCUCUGGUUCUCUCGGUCACAUGACUCGUCUAAAUCCAGCGUAUAUGUCCUCAAAGUGGGAUCUGACAAGCCAAGGCGCAUCAUAGUAAAAAUUCCAACGGUGCACUUUUCAUCCGGCUUUUCACCACCAGUCCACCACCGUGGCAGCCUGCAUUGGUGGCUUUCUGGUUCCAGUGACAUCACAGGAGGAUGUGUAGACAUUAUUGUGUUUGACACAGAAGCUGAGUCAUUCCGGUGGAUGCGCAGUCCUGGCCAGCAUUGCCCUAAUAGCAUGCUGUUUGAUAUAAAAGGGACGCUUGCAUUCUGGGCCGGCUCGACUCCUGCUAGUUUCUCCACUAUGGAUGUGUGGGUGAUGCAAGAUUACGAGGCCCAAAUCUGGGCUUUCAAGUAUCGGAUCGAACUGUCAACGGUGGAGGCAUCACGUCAACUUUAUUUAACUUCUUACAAAAAGAAAAAGAGAACACCAAUUGAUUCAAUGGUGCAGUCGUUCAAUGAUAUGGCUGUGUUAAAUGAGCGUGAGCUACUGGUCAGGUUCAAUGGCAAACAUGUGUUGCACUGUGACGUUGAUGGCAAAUUCUUAGGUUUGGUUAAAAUUGGUAAGAAUCAUUGUAUGCGGCUUGCUCAUUACCGCCUCCAGGAGAGCAUUCUUCCAAUUCCGUCCCAUGAGAUGCAUCAAGGUUAA